GUUGUUGUUGUCUUCAUUGAAUAUAAAAGCCAUUCUCAAACGCAAACGCAAAAGCUGAAACUAAAACCCAACAAAACUCAACUCAACUGCUUCUUCUUCUUCUUCUUCUCAGUUCUUCUCUAAACCCAAAAUUCACAACGAUUCGCCAUUGUUUUCGUUCCUUGCUUUUCUUCAUCAACAUUCUUCAUUGCUCCACUUUUAUUUACGUAGGUUUUGAUUAAAGUUGGAACUCUAGUUGAUUAGCUGUGCCAACUUUAACUGGAAGGAUGGGUAGCACAUUCAAUCCACAGAUUUUAGUGGAAAAAUUAGCCAAGCUGAAUAGCUCGCAGACAAGCAUAGAGACUUUGUCACAUUGGUGCAUAUUUCAUAUGAACAAAGCCAAACUAGUUGUGGAAACAUGGGCAAAACAGUUCCAUUGCUCUCCUCGUGAGAAGAAAUUGCCAUUUCUGUUUCUUGCAAAUGAUAUUUUACAAAACAGCAGGCGAAAGGGUUCUGAAUUUGUAGGUGAAUUUUGGAAGGUUCUUCCAGAUGCUCUUCGAGAUGUCAUUCAAAAUGGAGACGACUAUGCAAGGAAUCAAGCGAUGCGACUGGUUGGUAUAUGGGAAGAAAGAAAAGUUUUUGGUUCUCGUGGUCAAAUCCUCAAGGAAGAAAUUGUUGGGAGGCAUGCGGAAAACAAUAACCGUGAUGUGAAACCUAUGAAUGUGAAACCUACAAAUGUGAAACCUAUGAAUGUGAAACUGAGGCCAUCUGCUGGGAAUGCAUUGGAUAAGAUAGUUUCUGGCUAUCAUCAUAUUUAUGGAGGACAGACAGAUGAAGAUGCUGUAUUAAGCAAAUGCAGGAAUGCCAUUAGCUCUCUUGAGAAAGCAGAUAAUGAUAGUAAUUCAGGGAACCUCCAUGGAUCUGCAGUAGUGAAUGAGCUCCAGGGGCAUAAUGCCAUACUAAAGGACUGCAUUGAGCAGUUAACAGCAAUAGAAUCAUCAAGAGCUGGCCUUGUGUCUCACCUGAGAGAGGCACUUCAGGAUCAGGAAUUCAAGCUGGAUCAAGUCCGUAGCCAGAUUCAGGCUGCUCGUGUUCAGUGGGAACAUGCGAACAAUACUUGCAACAAUAUUCAGUCAUUAGUUGAACAGAGCUCAAAGGAAAUUCAAACCUCCAUGAUACCUGCAAAUUUUAUCUCUGGUGGGGAGCAAUCAACCCCGUUAAUGUAUGCACAACAAGGGCUGUAUUAUCAAAAUUCUGGACAUGGCGAAGAAGAUCCGCGCAAGUCUGCAGCCGCCGCAGUGGCAGCAAAGCUUACUGCAUCCACAUCAUCCAUCCAGAUGCUGUCUUGUGUGCUAUCCUCUUUCGCAGCAUCAGAAGGUGUCAUAGGCAAUCCGAUGACAGAGUCUUCUGCUGAAUAUCACUCUGAAAAGAGAACUAAGCUUGAAAAUGGUCAGUCAUCUUACGUGCCAUCUCAGAAUCCUCAACAACCUCUUCCUCCCUAUUCACUUUCUGAAACUACCCAACACAAUGCAUCUACAUCCAACGAGCAGUAUACUCCAAAUGAUCAGCCACCACCUCCACCCUCAUCAUCACCACCCCCAUUACCCCCACUGCCACCAGCACCUCAACAAUACCCGGUGCCGCAGUAUAUGCCGACUGUUGGAUCGGUUAACAAUAUGGCAUACAACUAUGGUGUGAUGCAACAACAGCCAUCAAUGGCAACCUAUCCUGCAGUUGGGGUUGCCAUGAACAAUGCUUCUCCUUUUACACCACCUAUGAAUGCUUAUCAGGGUUUUCAGGGUUCUGAUGGAAAUUACUAUAACCAGUCCUCAGUGCCUGUGGUCCCCAUCUCUCGCCAGUAAGAUUCCCAAUUCGCAGUCCUAGAGCAUCUCUUUGAGGUAAGGAAAGAUAACUUAGAACAACAACCUUUGUGCCUCUACUUAUAACAUUGCUAUUGGAAUCUGAUUCUCACCAUAUAAUCAGAUGUGCACAUAGUAAAUGUUUUAUACCUGUAGUUGACGAGGGGUGUCAAUUUUCUGAAGUUAAAAUAACUUAAUUCUGUGUUACCUUUGAGGAUAAUGGUUUUACCGAAUAGGGUUAUUUUUAUCUUUUCAUGACUGUAAAACUUAGUAGAUUUUUGCCUUGGGGCAUUUUAGAUAUGUUGUUUUAUAGUGUUGUAGGCAUGUCUUCACUUGCGGCUGAAUCUGUUACUGAUGUAAUUUUUCAUCAGUGCUACUGGCUAGCUUGCAUAUCUUUAAAAGAUUUGCAUUUUCCCCUACAGGUGCCUGGUGGACAGUUGUGUACAGACCAGGGUUAAGUUAGUUUGGACCAUUUUUUAUUUAUUUAUAUAAUACAUGACAAUUUGUUGAGAUAUUUCAGUUUUAGUUUUUAGUUACUAAA
Molecule: messenger RNA, 2379 nt
Organism: Trifolium pratense (red clover)
Lineage: Eukaryota; Viridiplantae; Streptophyta; Magnoliopsida; Fabales; Fabaceae
Product: histone acetyltransferase KAT6A
Exons: 8
Coding region: 267-1841 (524 amino acids)
Biological process (GO): mRNA 3'-end processing
Cellular component (GO): RNA polymerase II, holoenzyme
Molecular function (GO): RNA polymerase II complex binding
Source: RefSeq, a predicted model, not a curated record